UUUCCACUUGGAAAGUCUGGGUAGCCGCCCACUCCUCCCUCUGGUUGUGCAGUAGUUUAUGCACAGCUGUUGCCUUUAAGCAGCUCUGUAAAGACUGAACGGGUACAAAAUGGCAUCCCAGCAGCUCUAUCUGAGGUUAAUAGGUCUGGCUAUAUUGGUGACACUGUUGGCACUUAGAGAUGUAGACGGUGACAGCAGCUUGCUCAAGAUCUUAAGGAAAAGAGAUGUGGCAGGAACUAGUACUACCCCAUCAAAGUCCUCUGUUGCUGUCUCUCCAUCCAAGGCUCAAGAGUUCCUGGCAAAGCUGAGCAGAACCAAGAGAAACAUUUGGGAUCGCAGCAGACCAGAUGUACAGCAGUGGAUUAUGCAGUUUAUGUACAUGGGGUUUGACGAGCAGAGGCUGGAGACUGACCUGUCGUACUGGAUGGACCAGGCACGCUCCAGUGACCAAGGGCGUCAGCAUCACUAUGAUGAAAAUUCCCCCAUCGGCCCACGUGACCCUGGUUCUUACAGACACGGAGCGAAUGUCAACUACGACUACUAUUAGCUGCAGUCAUACACAAACACAGGCCAGUGCUUCUGUGAAUGGUCAAAGGGGUUGCAUUCUUCAUAUAAGUCAGUCCCCUGCCUUUUCUUUGAGAGAACAGUCUGUGCUAGUUUGUUAGUCUUACACCUGCCACAUCUCUGUCUUGAUUUUGUUACACCCACCAUUGUAAACCAUAAUCCAUUCUUUCUCUCCAUCCCCACAUUAAAAAUCAACAACUUGGCUCUAGCACUACUGUAAAUAAAGAUGUGACUCUACAGUG
Molecule: messenger RNA, 806 nt
Organism: Seriola aureovittata
Lineage: Eukaryota; Metazoa; Chordata; Actinopteri; Carangiformes; Carangidae
Gene: ecrg4a
Product: ECRG4 augurin precursor a
Exons: 4
Coding region: 110-547 (145 amino acids)
Biological process (GO): anaphase-promoting complex-dependent catabolic process; regulation of cell population proliferation; cellular senescence
Source: RefSeq, a predicted model, not a curated record